Molecule: messenger RNA, 1067 nt
Organism: Cladocopium goreaui
Lineage: Eukaryota; Dinophyceae; Suessiales; Symbiodiniaceae
Source: the annotation of a GenBank genome assembly
AUGGCUGGCGUCGCGAACAAUGGUGCCGGAGUGGCCGUGCCGGCGUCUGAUGGUGAUCAGGAUCCACUCGGUGCGAGUGGCGGGGAAGAACCGAGUGAAGGACAGAAGAGGCGACGGGAUCGCCACCGGCACGUCGUGGAGGGCGACGCCGCCGUGAUGAUGAGGACGAAGAUGAUGAAGGACGUGGUUCAUCAGGACCACCGCCAGUGUGGGCUGUCAGACUUUGAGGACUUCCACAUCAAGGCGAAGCUUUGGUUGGCGACGACAAAGGUCAAGCCGAAGGCACGUGGGCCCUUGAUCUUGAAGUCGCUCACGGGAGCACCCUUCGAGCACUACAAGAACAUCGUCGCGAGUGACCUAUCACUAUUGCGCCGAGGCUUGAAUGAAACUUGGCGCGAGUUCUUCGCGCGAUGGGACACUGCUUUGAGGAAGAUUUCGGAGCACAAGGUGGUUUUGCCAGAAGAGUACCAAGGAUUUCUUUUGAUCAAUGGCUUGCAGCUGACCGAGAAUGAGGCACGGGCCAUGCUGAACUUUACGCAUGGUUGCAUUCGACCAACGUCCGUGAAGGAAUGGUUGAGGAAGAACGAGACCAAGUUGUCGGCUGCCGAGCUUGGCGCUGAUCGAAAGAAGGCCAACGGAGUAUUACUCACCGAGGCCCUGGACGAGCUAGAGGACCCACAGGAGUACGAGGUUGACGAGGAGAUCAACGAGCUGGAGGCCUACUUGAUGGACUACCAGAAGAGCCAGGAGAAUGACCCCGAAGAGAUCCUUGAGGAGAACGAGGCGGCGGAGAUCUUGGCGACAGUCCUUCAGCAGAAGCGCUCCUACAAGCAGGCCUUGAAACUUCGAAAGGAGAAAGAGCUCAGCCGUGGCUAUGGGAAGGGCUACAACGGGUCCUUCUCUGGAGGAAAAGGUCGUGGGAAGCCCAGCAGCUCCAAUCGAUACAAUGUCUCCAUUGAGGAGGUGCGCAAGAGGACCGGACUCGAUGCUGGAACUGCAACCAGACUGGACAUCGAGCUGCAGAAUGUGCUCAACCGUCCAAACGUGACAACGCGGAAGGGAACAAG